Ambispora leptoticha is the source of this 150-nucleotide messenger RNA. NCBI's taxonomy places the organism in Eukaryota, Fungi, Glomeromycota, Glomeromycetes, Archaeosporales, Ambisporaceae. The record is from the annotation of a GenBank genome assembly.
AUGGGAAUAACUCCACAAAUCUCUAUUCUAUCUUCUACUAAUUGUCAUUCUGAUAAGAAUAAUAGUAUCAACUCUGUAAAUCUAGAAAUAGUACAAAGUAAUAUCCCUGAGAAAUUCAUUUUUCCAGAAAUAAAUUAUAAUAAUACUUAG